AUGAACUAUGGACUCAACGUUCCUCAUGGCCCUGAUGUCACGGGCACGCACCCCAUCGCCGUCGACGCCAAUCCAGACAUGACCAACAAUGAGAGGGAAGUCUUCAACUAUCUGUUGAGACCUGACGACAGCUAUACCGACAAUGGUGUUUACUGGGCUGACCUCCCCAUCAUGCAACGCAUCAAAUUCAUCAACAAGGUCAACAACAUAGAAUCGAGGAGGGAGCUCGGCGCUUUCUGGACAAUGUUCAAGAACGACCCCCUUGCUCCUGUCGGCUUCUACAUGCGCAACAUGGUUUUGCCCGGUGCUGGUCUUGGUCUCGAAGGUUACGUCCUGUUCUCCAUCGGCAACGUCAAGCCCAUGUUUCAGGCGGUUUUCAAAGACUGCUGGAAGAGCUACAAAACUUGCAACAAGCAAUGGAUCUACGCUGUCGACUACCUGGAGAUUAUUGGUAUCAUCGUCGGUCAAAUUAUGGUCGGUGUCAUCGGUGAUUGGAUUGGUCGUCGCUGGGGUCUCAUUCAGGACGCCACCAUCAUGUUCACUGGUCUUAUCAUGUUGACUUGCUCCUGGGGUGUAACUCGGAACGGUUGGGUCAUCUGUUACGCCUGGUCGCUGUUCUUCUACGGUAUCGGUGUCGGCGGUGAAUACCCCAUGACUGCCACGUCCGGAAUGGAGAACGCUGUCGGUUCAGGCAAAGUCUCAACCCGAGAUGAUCGUCUCCACCGUGGCCGCAAAGUCACCAGCGCCUUUUUGAUGCAGGGUUGGGGUCAAUUCUUCAACCAAGUCAUCCUCAUCCUCCUCCUUCUGAUCUUCCACCACGGUAGCGGAAAUCCACCUUACUCCGAGAUCUCCGCUCAAUGGACCUACCGUAUAUCGUUUGCCAUCCCCGCUGUCGGUACCGCGUGGUUGAUCUACUGGCGUACGUUCAAAGUCAAGGCUGCUGCCAACAAGCAAUUGAGAAUUGCCAAGGCCAAGAACGCGGUAACUGGCUAUGACACUCAGUCUCUGUCACUGUGUUUCCGAUACUUCGGUGGCCGCAUCCUCGCAACUGCUGGCGCUUGGUACAUGAACGACGUCUUCUUCUACGGCAACAAGCUGUUCCAGAGCGAGUUUAUCACUGUCAUUAUGCCAUCGAACAAGUCAAUCAUGCCUGGUUGGCUUUACAACUUGAUCAACGUCGGUGUCUCCCUCUGCGGUUACUAUUUGGCAAGCUUCCUCAUCGACAACAAACUCUACGGUCGCAAGCACAUGCAAACGCUCGGUUUCCUGAUGUGUUUCAUCUUCUUCGUUGUCCCGGCCUUCAAAUUCAAGUACUACACCUCACCUGCUCAUAUCAAAGAAUUCCAGGCCAUGUACUUCUUGUCAUCCUUCUUCAAUCAAUUCGGCCCCAAUUCUGUCACCUUCAUUGCCGCCGCCGAAGUCUACCCAGUCGCUGUCCGUGCCACUGCUCACGGUUUCUCCGCCGCCUGCGGUAAACUCGGUGCACUGACUGCCGCUGUUGUGUACAACUAUCUCACCGUACAGCAAAAGUUCUACUUCGUCCCCUGGUUCGGUCUGGCUGGUGUGUUCUUGAGCGUUGUCUUCCUGCCAGAUACCACCGGUCUCGAUCUCAAAGAGCAAGAACGUCGCUGGGCAUACAUCCGUGCCGGUCGCGAGCACGAAUACCACGGUGUUGCCGUGCAUCCCAAGCAUUUGAGCUUGUACGAGCGCCUCCGAGGCGUUGGGAAGGACUACAACGCUGACCUCGACUACAAGCAGCGCAUCGAGGAGAUGCGUGGUGAAUGGGAAAUGCGAAUGUCCGAGCGCGCCGCCGAGAAGGAGCUUGAUCACGAAGACUUUGAUGACGAUCAUCCAUCAGAAAUACACUCCUUCUUCGCCCGUUCCACCAAGUCUCCUAACCUCCGUGGUGCCGAGAACGAGAAGAUUCCUCCAAUGAACGGCCAGAACGGUACCAACGGUAUCUAA
Exophiala viscosa is the source of this 1965-nucleotide messenger RNA. Its product is annotated as MFS transporter. The record is from RefSeq and is a predicted model, not a curated record. The coding region runs from base 1 to 1965 and encodes 654 amino acids. Gene Ontology annotation, molecular function: transmembrane transporter activity. The transcript has a single exon. Gene Ontology annotation, biological process: transmembrane transport. Gene Ontology annotation, cellular component: membrane. Lineage: Eukaryota; Fungi; Ascomycota; Eurotiomycetes; Chaetothyriales; Herpotrichiellaceae.